Messenger RNA from Botrytis fragariae, 1038 nucleotides. RefSeq names its product putative o-methyltransferase protein. The transcript is spliced from 8 exons. The record is from RefSeq and is a predicted model, not a curated record. Gene Ontology annotation, molecular function: O-methyltransferase activity. NCBI's taxonomy places the organism in Eukaryota, Fungi, Ascomycota, Leotiomycetes, Helotiales, Sclerotiniaceae. Bases 1 to 1038 code for a protein of 345 amino acids.
AUGACUUCUCUAUCCCCCGAAAGCCUCCUCUCCGCACUAAAAACCUUCACAUCCAAUCCGCCCGCUUCACUUCUAGAAAACCAUGUCCUGAGAACAAAAUUACAAACACCCGCUGAUGCUCUUGCCAGAGUGUUGCUUUCUCAGUAUGUCAAGCCUGUAGAGAGUGUUUGCAUUCGUAUCGCAUGGGAUCUGAAUUUAUUCCCUCUACUAUCCACUGGAGAAAAAUCAUUGGAGGAGUUGGCACAGUUUACUGAAGCAGAUAUUGUUUUGCUUGCACGUCUACUCCGCAGUUUAGCUGCUUUCGGCGUAGUUAAAGAGAAUGGAAAAUACUAUACGCUGUCUCUUUCCUAUACAUUAUUUGCAGACUCGACCUCCAAAGAGGAAGUCCUACCCACCUCUACUAGACGCGAAAGCUCAUUCGCGGUUCCGCACAGUGCCGAAUUUCUAGGCCCAGCUUACUUGGCUUUACCUGGAUUCCUGGCGGAUACAAAUUACAAGAAUCCGACAGACCCGCAAAAUACUGCUGUCCAGACUGCAUUUAUUUGGGAUUUUUGGAGAGAGACCCGAGACGGCGCAGGCAUUUGCAAUGCUGAUGAGUACCUGAGCGGAGGGAACUUCGCCGGUGCAGGAUCUUUUCCCGAUAGCUCGAGCUACGUUUCCGGAGCUGGAGGGCCGGUUUGUGGUGCGGAUAGGAAUAAGGGAAUUGAGUACGUGGUUCAUGAUAUUUUCACUGAACAGCCUGUUAAAGUUCUUUAUGAUUUUACCGACGGCAAAUGUGUGGUUAUUCUUACUCAAUUGCGCACAGCUAUGAAGUCAGGUUAUUCAAAACUCUUCAUAUACGAACAGAUUAUUCCGAGAUCGGGAGCGUCGGCGUGGGCAGUGACGCAGGAUUUCAAUAUGAUGACGCUUUUGGGAGCGGCGGAGAGAAUGCGAGAUUGUUUCGUAAAUGUGCUUUCUGGUACGGGGUUGAAAUUUUUGGAGUCUUAUCCUGCGCUGGAUGGAGUUUCAGAGGGGCUUGUGGAAAUUGAAGUUGAGUGA